GCCACAAUUAGUUGUGUCAAAUGUCAGGAAACAUAACCUCAAAAGCGUAACUGUUUAGAAGUCAAUAUUUACACAGAAUAAAUAAAAUGAGUGACACAGUCAAGGUAUGCUUUACAUGCCGCAAAAACGACAGCAAAAAGUUUUACAAUAUCCAAAAUUAUGACACAGAUAAAAUCUCCUAUUUAGAUAAAUUGAAAACUUGCAUAACACCAGAUUUAAUAGAAAAUGAUGAUAUGGAGAUGUGUGGGCUAUGUGUGAAACAUUUACGGAUUUGUUACAAGUUUCGAUUAACUGUAUUGACCUCCCAGGAAUACUUACGGAAUAAUGAUGGUAGUGAGGAACUAAUUAAAAAAGAAGACGUGUGUGACGAUUUUAAAUUUGCUCUAAGUGAUAGUGAUCUACAAUACGUGAAAUCAGAGAGUGAUUGUGACGAUGAUUUUGUUAAUAGUGAUAAUUACUCUAGUGAUGACUCUUCUAGUAAAGACAUUGUAAGCUCUUUACCCAAAAGACACAAAAAACGGAAACACCACACGAAAGUCUCAGGCGACGAAAUUUUUACUUGUGAGUACUGUGUAGCUCAGUUUGGUAAAAAUUGGCAAUUACGUAAACACCUAACUCGUGUCCAUAAUGAAGUUCGAAAAUUCGUGUGUUCCUAUUGUAGUAAGGAGUUUAAGCAAGCUUACCACUUAAAAGAACACAUUACUUCUCACACUGGUGAAAAGAAUUACACAUGUCCAAUUUGUGAAAAGAAAUUUCAGAGACAGUCAUCCCAAAGAAGACACAUCAAAUCUCAUGACGCCCCUCCUGGACAUAAAACUAAAAGAACCCCGUUUUUGUGCACCAUUUGUGGUAAAAGUUUCCCAUUUUCUAAUGGGGUUCAAAGACAUAUGCGCAUCCAUUUUGGUAUUAAAAACUUUGAGUGCAAACUGUGCAAUAGGAGGUUUACGCAGUCGACACAUUUACAAGUGCAUAUGAGGACACAUACUGGAGAAAAACCAUACAUUUGUGAAACCUGUGGAGAAAAAUUUUCUUUAAAAUCGUGCAUGCUUAAACACAUUAAUAAUAGGCAUUAUAAGUCAAAAAAUUUAGUGGAUGAUCUUCCCAUUUUUUAUUUCCCAAAAGAAUUUGAACAGAGCUGAGUGUAGAUAGAUGUUAACAAAAAGUAAAUUAUGUAUGGAAAUUAGAUAUACAUAUUUUGACUUGGUUUUGAAAAUUGUAUUCACUGCAUCGUAUUUUUUUAGCUAGAUGUGAAGGGAGUAAAUUAUGUUUGGGAUUAUGUAAGAAGGGGGAAAUAUAUUUUUUUAACCUAGCUAAAGAGUGAAUAGACAGAUUUUUAAGCUUUGUGUAAUUUGUUGCAGGUUAUUACUAAUUCCAAGUGCCAAACUUAUUGGUCCUCGAAAUCAAAUCAAAUGUUGGUAGCAUUAGUGGCAUGGUUGAGUUCCCUAAUGCGGUUUGACACACCAACACAGUUUUCCUAACCAUGAAAAAGAAAUAAAUUUUCCAAAAUUACAAACAAAAAUGAAAGAUUUGUCCGAAUCGUCAACAUUUUUGUCAAUUUAAUUUGUCCACUAAAAGUUUUCAUAACAUGCUAACUGAAAAUAUGGCCUAUCAUGAAUAAACGAAUAAAUUUGGCAUUUGGUUAAAAAUGGUUAAAAUCAUGGUGUAAGAAAACAUGGUAUGAUAUUGCGCAAAGCAUACGAAAAUUCAUCCAUCGGAGCCAUGUCUUCGUGUAUCAUGGUUAAAAUGUUGUGUUAAUAAUGCAUAUAAA
This is a messenger RNA of Zophobas morio, 1768 nucleotides long. Its product is annotated as myoneurin-like. NCBI's taxonomy places the organism in Eukaryota, Metazoa, Arthropoda, Insecta, Coleoptera, Tenebrionidae. The transcript is spliced from 2 exons. Gene Ontology annotation, molecular function: zinc ion binding; DNA-binding transcription factor activity, RNA polymerase II-specific. Gene Ontology annotation, biological process: regulation of transcription by RNA polymerase II. Bases 87 to 1139 code for a protein of 350 amino acids. The record is from RefSeq and is a predicted model, not a curated record. Gene Ontology annotation, cellular component: nucleus.